AUGGAGAGCAACGCGUCCUCCGGGAACUGCACCGACCCCCAAAUGUCCCUCCAGCCCCCCCUCUACGCCGCCACUUACACCAUCAUCUUCAUCCCCGGCCUCCUGGCCAACAGCGCUGCCCUCUGGGUCUUGUGCCGCUUCAUCAGCAAGAAGAGCAAAGCCGUCAUCUUCAUGAUCAACCUGGCCGUGGCCGACCUGGCUCACGUCCUCUCGCUGCCCUUACGGAUGUACUACUACAUAAACCACACGUGGCCGUUCGGCACCUUCCUUUGCCAGGUGUGCUUCUACCUGAAGUACCUCAACAUGUACGCCAGCAUUUGCUUCCUCACCUGCAUCAGCAUCCAGCGGUAUUUCUUCCUCUAUCAGCCCUUCAAAGCCAAGGACUGGAAGCGGCGGGACGAAGGCCCACUCCACCGCUUCGUCGGAGCGGCGUGCUUGCCCCUGCUGGUGGUGAGGAGCCCAGCCUUGUCCAACAGCACCAACGCUUGCUUCUCGGACCUGGGGGUCAAGCAGCUGAGCCCAGGAGCCUCCAUCGCGCUGGUGACGGUGGCGGAGCUCUUCGGGUUCGUCAUCCCCUUCGGCAUCAUCGCCUGCUGCACUUGGAAGAUGUGGCAGUCCCUGCGGGAGUGUCCGACGCAGCUGCAAAACGCCAGCGAGAAGCAGAAGGCUUUGCGCAUGGUCCUGAUGUGCGCGGCCGUCUUCUUCAUCUGCUUCACCCCCUACCACAUCAACUUCCCUUUCUUCAUGAUGGUGAUAGAGAACAUCAUCCAGGACUGUGCCAUCCACAGGAGCACGCUCCGCUUCCACCCCAUCUCCCUCUGCCUGGCCAGCCUCAACUGCUGCCUGGACCCGGUCCUCUACUACUUCAUGACCUCCGAGUUCCAGGACCAGCUGCUGCGCCACAGCUGUGCCGCCCUGCGCGCCCGGUUCACCCACCGUGGGGGCAGGCUCUCCAUCACCGAAACCGGCCGCAACAUUCGUACGAAGAAGAGAAAUCUUCCGCGCUUUAAGUUUUGGUCUCUUCCCAAGCUCUUUGGGAGCAUGGAAAUCCCUGCCAUGCCACCCGACGAGCUGCUGCUGGAGUCCAUCUCGUGA
Tauraco erythrolophus (red-crested turaco) is the source of this 1095-nucleotide messenger RNA. RefSeq names its product putative P2Y purinoceptor 10. Gene Ontology annotation, cellular component: plasma membrane. Gene Ontology annotation, biological process: phospholipase C-activating G protein-coupled receptor signaling pathway; positive regulation of Rho protein signal transduction. Gene Ontology annotation, molecular function: G protein-coupled receptor activity. NCBI's taxonomy places the organism in Eukaryota, Metazoa, Chordata, Aves, Musophagiformes, Musophagidae. The record is from RefSeq and is a predicted model, not a curated record.